AUGACGAACAAGAUUCUACCGGAGAAAAUGCCGAUCGUAGCCGAGUAUGCGAAUUCGAACCGAUCUUCCUGCAAGUCAUGUUCCAAUUCGAUCGCCUCGAAAAAUCUCAGGGUAUGUUUGAUUAGCAAAGGACCCGGCGGAUUCGACAUGACCAGCUGGCACCAUUUUGAUUGUUUCCCCACCGAUUCGGAAUCGAUUGCUUCCGUAGACGAUAUUAAAUGCUUAUCCGCUUUAGAGAGUGGUGAUCAGGAUGCAUUGAAGGAAUUGGUCCUACGAUUCGAGAACAAGCUAACGGAGGAGACAAACAAGAGAAAACAUUCUCAGGUUGUUGGGGAGAUGGUGGAAGAAGAUGAACUGCAAACCAACACGAGCCAACCCACUACUAGAAAACCCAAGCUUCAGUCAACUUCUCUGGUCGUAGCUGAGGCAGAAAUCUCUCUUUCAGCAUCUGAUGUGAAGGACAAGUACAGGGAUGCCAGUCUAUUACCAAAGUGGAAAGUGUUUGAGACUGUAAUAUUCCUUGAGCGGUUUUUCAACGUCACUGAUUACGUCUUUCCAGAAAGGGCAAUCACACAAUGCUUUUGUUCUUCUCACAGUGCAUUCAAUGUAGGUGCAGAUGCAUGGUCCCUUAUGUAUCCUUCUAUUCCUGAAAAACUACAAAGUCUACAUAGUCAAGGCUAUAAGCUGGCUAUUUUCACGAAUGAGUCUAAGAUCGGUGGAAGAAUAAAAGACAAGCUGCUGUUGACUCGAAAAUUGGACGUCUCGACGGUUUUAUCAAGCGCGUGGAGGUCCCCAUUCAGGUGA
Eruca vesicaria subsp. sativa (arugula) is the source of this 804-nucleotide messenger RNA. NCBI's taxonomy places the organism in Eukaryota, Viridiplantae, Streptophyta, Magnoliopsida, Brassicales, Brassicaceae. The record is from the annotation of a GenBank genome assembly.